GUGUAAGGGAUCGAAGAGUAAGGUUGUCGAUCAAAAUCGCUCAUAAGUUCUUUGAUCUUCAACACAUGUUGGGUUGCGACAAAGCAAGUAAUACCCUUGAUUGGCUUCUCAACAAGUUGAACACCGCCAUUAAAGAGCCAAUGGAAAUGAAGCAGCUUCACAGCUGCAGUGGAGUUCUUGCCAAGAGUUUUACUUCUACUUCCGAAUGUGAUGUAGCUUCAAGAACCAUUGAAGCUGCUAAGAAUGGAGAUUCUCAUGAACAAGUUCAUGGAAGGUGA
Messenger RNA from Ilex paraguariensis (yerba mate), 278 nucleotides. The record is from the annotation of a GenBank genome assembly. Lineage: Eukaryota; Viridiplantae; Streptophyta; Magnoliopsida; Aquifoliales; Aquifoliaceae.